GAGUGAGCAUCCCAACGACCCAAUCGCUGCUCAACUACGUGCUGCUUGCUGCCGUGUAUGGCGCCGUGCUGCUGCACCGCAAGGCACCCCUCACUGUUCCGUGGCGUGUGCUCCUGCUCGCAUCCUUUCUUGACGUUGAAGGGAACUACUUUGUCGUGCUCGCCUUCCGCUUCACCUCAUUGACGCGAGUCACUCUGCUCGACUGCUGGGCCAUCCCAGCAGCCAUGCUGCUGGCGGCGCUCUGCCUCUCCACGCGCUACCACGCCUCCCAUGUCACCGGCGCGCUGCUGUGCACUGCUGGCCUUGCCAUGCUGCUUCUCUCCGAUGCAGGUCCCUCCAAGCACGGAGGCAGCACAGCCACUGGCAGCAGCAGCAACGCGACUCUGGGCAAUGUGCUUGUGCUUCUCGGUGCUACUCUAUAUGCUGCUUCCAAUGUGACUGUGGAGUACCUGGCUCAUCGAGUCGAGACAACAGAGCUGCUGGCCUUCAUUGGUUGCGCUGGAUCCCUCAUUAGCUUCACACAGCUUCUUUUCCUAGAAGGAGCAGACCUGCACUCCCUGCGCUUCGAUGCCCACACUGUCCUCCCCAUGGUGCUCUUCUCGAUCGCCCUCUUCGCCUUCUACUCCUCACUCCCCUCAUGCUCCGUAGACGCAAUUGUCCACCACCCAGCUUACCAUCUGGGUGGUGCCGCUCUCUUCAACCUCUCCCUCCUCACAUCAGACCUCUGGGCGGAGUGGCGGCUCUUGUCUUUAACCAGCCUGUUGAGAGCAUUUAUUUCACUUCUCUUGCGGUGGUUUCUGUGGGCCUAG
Messenger RNA from Closterium sp. Naga37s-1, 809 nucleotides. Lineage: Eukaryota; Viridiplantae; Streptophyta; Zygnematophyceae; Desmidiales; Closteriaceae. The record is from the annotation of a GenBank genome assembly.